CACCCGCGGCCCGGCACCGCGCCCCCCGGGCCGCCCAGGGGCCCGCCCACCCCCACCGAGACGGACGAGGAGUACGUCGAGCUGUACCAGGACCGCAUCCUAGAGGCGCAGGCCAGCCAGCUGUACCCGCUCAUGGAGGACCUCGCCGACUGGCUCAACAAGACCCUCUGCAUCGACUACAUCACGGGCACCAACUUCCUGGACAUGCUGGACAACGGCGUGGUGGUGUGCCACCUGGCCAGGGUCAUCCAGGACAAGGCGAAGCAGGCCGUCGAGUCGGGCGCCGUCAAGGGGCCCGUGCCCAGCAUCAAGGGCCGCUGCUUCGAGACGGCGCCGCGGCGGUCCUUCUUCUCCAGGGACAACAUGGAGAACUUCAUCCAGUUCUGCAGGCAGCUCGGCGUGCACGAGAACCUCCUGUUUGAGAGCGACGACCUCGUGCUGCACGCCCAGCCCCGCCACGUGGUGCUGUGCCUGCUGGAGGUGGCGCGCAUCGCGACGCGCUACUCGCUGGAGCCGCCCGGACUGGUGCAGCUGGAGAAGGAGAUCGCCGAGGAGGAGGCCGACGGCGGCCACUCCGACUCGGGCAUGUCGCACUCGUCGCUGCUGUCCUGGCAGUACCAGGCGCAGACCCCCAAGCGCGAGAAGCUGCGCCACUCCAGCUCGUCCUCGGCGCUCAGCGUGGCGGGGUGCUUCGGCGGCGGGCUGGUGCCGCUCGCGGUGCGCCCGCACUCGUCCACCGGGGACCGGCGGUCGCUGGGCGACGCGGACGGCGGCGUGGCCGUGCUCCGCGGCACGUCGGACGGCGUCCCCUCCGACAACACCGAGGACGAGUGGUCGCGCGGCUCGGGCGAGGACCCCGACCUGGACCUGGAGGUGGAGGCGGGGGCGUCGACGGGCACCCCCGGCGUGUCCGAGCUCGACCGGAAGGUGCAGCUGGCCACGCGGGCCGUGCAGAGGCACUGCCGCUGCGCCUCCGCCAAGUGCGACAAGCUGCGCGUCAAGAAGGUCGGCGAGGGCCGCUACAGCAUCGCGGGCAAGAACGUCUUCAUCAGGUUGCUCAAGGGCCGCCACAUGAUGGUGCGCGUCGGCGGCGGCUGGGACACCCUGGAGCACUUCCUGCAGAGACACGACCCGUGCCAGGGAAGUAACCCAAGACACAGACCUAGAAGUAGUUUGAAGAAGAAUUGACAAGAAAAGGACUAAGAAACCUAGUUACUAAAUUUUGUCUCAUCUUUGUUGUAUAUUUGUUAGAGUAUAACUUUUUUAGUUCUGAAGGUAGCUAUGAUAAAAAUUUAUUUCCCAUUUUAUUCUCAGCUGUAUCAUCCGGCCAUUCCAAUAAGUUUAGGUACUUGUGCUUGAUUUCUUAAGUAGUGUACAAUAUGUGUCAUUUAGAAUUAUGCGCUACCUGAGAGGGGUGACUUGAUGAUAUGAUGAAGUUGUUGUGAUAAAAUGAAAGAGUAGAUGUUGUUGUUGUUAUGAACAUGAGAGUAAUUUUUUUAAGAUGAGGAAAUGCUGCAAAAUAUUUUUGAAGGAAUUUUGCUUGAUAUGGCCAUAACUUCUGUGAGUUAGACAGACAGUACUUUAAUUUUUGUAGACUUCAAUCUUAUGAAAUCUAAAUUUUUUUCAGUUCUGCCUAUUUUAUUUUCAGUUGGAAACUCCAUUUUGCGUUACAUCAUUUGGCACCUUACUCAAAGGAGCAAUUUUACCACCAAUAAGCUUAUUUCUGUUAAAUGUAAACUUGUGUUUUCUUGUUGUUUUUCCGCCAUCUGUGUUCAGUUUGUUCUAAAUCGGUUCAAUUCUCUAUGAACUAUUUUGUAUGAACAAGUGGACCAAAAGAAAUCUUUUAAUUUUUUUCUCUAUUACUUGGUAAACAAAUCAGUUUAUUUACUAAACUGUAUUUGUUUCAAUAAAGCUGCCUUAUGUGUUUGUUAUUAUUAUUUUGGUUAGAUAACAGCAGCACAUUUCAGCUGGGCUGAAGUUUUUAAUGGCUAAUGCUGCUUAUAUUUUGUAUGUCAUCAGUUGAGUUGAAUCCAUCCAUGCUUUCAAAGUUAAGUUCAAAUGAAAGCUCGACUUUUCUCCAUUCAUGUCAUUAUUUGAAUGAAACAAGAUCAUUGAUUAACCCUGCUCAAACGGACCAUCGAUUGCGUUCAAUUAAAAUCCAUUCCGUUUUCCUCUCACCUAAUGUCAAUCUAACUUUAUUAAAAUGUAGGAUUAAUCAAUGCACAAGGGAAACAAAACUAUGCAACUGAUAUUUAUGGUCCAAACAGGAAUUUUGGUUUGUUCCAGUAAUGGCCCUCUCCCUGUGAAUUUUUGUGUGAUUUUAAUUUGAUUAUUUAUUGUUUUGUAAAUAUGUAAUACUGGUGACAAAGAUACUGAGUGUACAAACAGUUAGUUAGUUGUAUUUUUGUUGCAUGGUUUCCCAGUAACUGUUGUACACCAUUCUUAUGUAUAGCUUUAAUUUCUUAUGUAGAGUGCAAGUGAUAAAUUAAAUGCUUGACUACAAACCAA
Thrips palmi is the source of this 2508-nucleotide messenger RNA. RefSeq names its product growth arrest-specific protein 2-like. Gene Ontology annotation, molecular function: cytoskeletal adaptor activity; microtubule binding; actin filament binding. The annotation marks the transcript as partial. The record is from RefSeq and is a predicted model, not a curated record. NCBI's taxonomy places the organism in Eukaryota, Metazoa, Arthropoda, Insecta, Thysanoptera, Thripidae. Gene Ontology annotation, cellular component: actin filament. The transcript has 7 exons. Gene Ontology annotation, biological process: actin crosslink formation.